Messenger RNA from Chenopodium quinoa (quinoa), 2667 nucleotides. RefSeq lists its product as uncharacterized. The transcript is spliced from 10 exons. The record is from RefSeq and is a predicted model, not a curated record. Bases 157 to 2301 code for a protein of 714 amino acids. Lineage: Eukaryota; Viridiplantae; Streptophyta; Magnoliopsida; Caryophyllales; Amaranthaceae.
AGAGAAAUAACGGGGGAAGACGCAAGAGACAGCGCAUAUUAUUAUUGUGGGUUACUUGCAGUUAGAGGAUCGAAUAGCGCGAAACCCUCCAUCCAUAUCUCCCACAAAGGCGGCAGCAGCGGCAGCAACUCACUCACAUUUCAGCAGGCAGCAGCAAUGGAGAAUAAGCCCAGAAUGUUCGACAACUUUAUGACGCUUUUUCAGCGCCGGAUUUCCAGUCCUCGUUCUCCUUCCUCCUCCGAUGCUCCCAAUCCUAUUCCCUUUCUCUCUCCUAUUGCUAAUUCUGUUGUCGCUCGAUGUUCCAAGAUUUUGAAUAUGUCUACGGAAGAUUUGUGCAGUUGUUUCGACGUAGAGACCGGUGAAAGUGGCAACAAACCAAUCACGUAUGCUAGACAUUUGUUAGAAUUUUGCUGCUACAGGGCAUUUAAUGUUUUGACCGCUCGUGCUGAUUAUUUGAGCGAUAAGGAAUUCCGUCGUUUGACAUAUGACAUGAUGCUUGCGUGGGAGGCUCCCGGUGUUGAUGGUGAAACUUUAUACAAAGAAAGCGCUUCUCCCAGUAGGAUGCAGAGCGAAGAUGAUGAUGGAUGGUCUUUAUUUUAUUCAAGCUCUACUGCGACGGCUGUUCAGGUUGAUAAUGAGAACACUGUUGGCCCUGAAGCCUUCGCACGAAUAGCUCCUGCUUGUGCAGUUAUCGCUGAUGUAGCAACUGUACAAAAUCUUUUUGAUGCACUGACAAUCACUUCUGGAAAUAGACUUCAUUUUCUCAUUUAUGAUAAGUACCUUCAGAGCCUUGAUAGGGUGAUCAGGAGCGCAAAAAAUGUGUCAUCGGUUUCAUCAAAUCUUGAAAUUGUUGAUGGGGAGAUCAUUGUAGAUGUUGACGGUACUGUCCCUACCCAGCCAAUUCUCCAGCAUAUUGGAAUCUCCGCAUGGCCUGGUAGGUUGACCCUAAGCAGUAAAGCUUUGUAUUUUGAGUCAUUGGGAGUGGGGCAGUAUGAUAAAGCUGCACGAUAUGAUCUUUCUACGGAUUUGAAGCAGGUCAUUAAGCCUGAAUUGACUGGGCCACUUGGUGCUCGGCUGUUUGACAAAGCUGUGAUGUAUCGAUCAGUAACACUAGCAGAGCCCAUAUUCCUGGAGUUCCCUGAAUUCAAAGGAAGUUCACGGCGGGACUACUGGUUGGAUGUCACUCUGGAGAUAUUGCUUGCUCACAGAUUUGUCAGGAAAUAUCAUCUAAAGGGAAUCCAGGAAUCCGAAGCAGUUUCUAGGGCUAUUCUCGGCAUAUUUCGGUGUCGUGCAGUAAGAGAGGGUUUCUAUUUUUUCUCAUCACAAUAUAAAACAUUGCUUCUAUUUAACCUUGCCGAGAAUCUUCCUGGUGGAGAUACAAUUUUAGAAACUCUAUCAAGUUGUUUAGCGCUUUUGAGAACGAGUAGUAAUCAAGCAGAUUCAUAUUCAUCUGGGAGUGUUAGUACAGAGAAACAGCAUAUGGUAUACCCAGUUUCGCUUCUAGCACUAAGAAGAUUUGGAUUAAUUCUUCAGGAAGAUGUAGAAUUUGAUGAGGAAGCCACAUAUGGUAGCGGAUAUAUACAUGUGGGUGAAGUAGAUCUUUUGGAAGCAGCAGUAAAACAAUCAAAAGUGGAUACAGGGAAGGCUGUAGCAGCACAGGAGACUGUCAACCAAGUUAAAGUAGACGGGAUUGAUGCAAAUAUAGCAAUCAUGAAGGAGUUGCUUUUUCCACUGAUUGUACUAGCUAGGCGUGUUCAAUUUUUGGCUUCGUGGGAGGAACCUUUCAAAUCAUCAGUAUUCCUGGUGCUAAUGUGCUACUUGUUUGUGAGUGGAUGGUUUAAGUUUGUGUUGCCAUUCAUUCUUGUUUUCCUUGCGGUGCUUAUGCUUUGGCACCGUUUGGCCAACAAAGGGAAGCUGGUAGAUGCCUUCAGAAUCAUAGCGCCCCCCAAUAAGAAUGCUGUGGAGCAGCUGAUUACAUUGCAGGAAGCAAUUUCUCAGGUAGAAACGCUGGUCCAGGCUGUGAAUAUUGUUCUCCUGAAGAUGAGAGCCCUUCUAUUGGCUGUACUUCCAGAGGCCACAUACAGGGUUUCCAUCUUUUUACUUCUUACAGCGGCAUUGUUCAUACUAGUGCCUUUCAGAAUUAUAAUCCUGUUUGUUCUAAUGGAGCCCUACACUAGGGAAAUGCCUUUGAGAAGGGAAAGCAGCUACAGGUGGUUGAGGAGACUAAGAGAGUGGUGGUUUGGGAUACCUGCUGCUCCAGUUCAGCUCAUCAAGCAUGAGGACAGUAAAAAAAAUAAAUAACCCCUCGGUUGUGACACGAAUUUGCAAAAGUGGAUGGCAAGACUGUUUUCGCUGCUGUAAGAAGCCUGUCUAUUUAACUUAUAUGACAGCAAAAGCACCUGCUGCAUCACUUUUUUAAGCUAUGUUAGGAGGAUGAAUUUUUUUUUUUUUCUUUUUUUUUUUUUUUUAAUUUAAGCUGUUUGUUGUACACUUUGUACCUAAUACAUCAAUAUAAAGUUAUAAACUGUGAACUAGUGUGUGCUUCAGGUUUGGCUACAUUGAAUAUCAUACUGUAUUAUUUGAGUUCCUAAAAAUGAACUGCUUUAUAAAUUUUGUAAAGCAUGCAUUUUUAAUUUUAGGCUUUUGCUGGAAAAAUUGGGUAUGUUA